This is a messenger RNA of Penicillium diatomitis, 2595 nucleotides long. RefSeq names its product SLM1 family PH domain-containing protein. The coding region runs from base 1 to 2595 and encodes 864 amino acids. The record is from RefSeq and is a predicted model, not a curated record. NCBI's taxonomy places the organism in Eukaryota, Fungi, Ascomycota, Eurotiomycetes, Eurotiales, Aspergillaceae. The transcript has 3 exons.
AUGACUACGGCCGCACAGCCGCAGACCCCUCUGCACGACUCCUACUCCAUUCCUCAUCCCCAUGAGUCAGGGGCAACGAUUCGAGGAUACAGCGGAGUGCGGUCUUCCUCGCGUCCAAGUUCCUACGCCGGUCCUAGUUCGGCCUACAACCCCAGUCAGGAACAAUCCAAUCAAUUGGCCCACAACCCGCGCUUCAGGGAGGACUUUGAGGCGGCUAGUCGUCGGAGCUCGAUCCUCAUGGAUGGCCAAGCUGGCGGCAGUGCUCCGGUUCAGCGGUCUGCCUCGGUUAUGUCCCGAGGUCCAUCGCGCUCCGGCACACUUCAGAAGAAGUCCUCGUUGAGCCGGAGGAGCAGUUUGCGCCGAAGUGGAAGUCGUCGGUCAACACGCGCGGGGAGCGUCCGAAGCCUCAGCCUUGGGGCUCGUGAAAGAUACAAUCCGGACGGCGAGGACGACAGGAACAAUGUCUUCGCGGUUCCAAUCCCCACCCACGGAAACCCCACCGAGGUUUUGGCGGAUCGGUUCCAAGCCUGGCGCAAGGUUCUCAAAGACCUCAUUGCCUUCUUCAAGGACAUUCAAAAGUCAUACGAAACUCGGGCCAAGCUCUUCCAAUCUGCCACCAGUGUCAUGGGCCACCACUCCAUGCCACCAAAUUUCCUGGAAUCUGGUGGCCUUGCCGACGCGCAUGAUAUUCUACAACACUUUCACCGCCAGGGACUGGCCGAGGCCCAAAAGGCGGCCGACGUCGAGGUCGAGGUUAUCAGUCAAUUGACUGGACUGCGAAGCGAUCUUCAGAAGAAGACCAAGGAGAUCAAGAGUCUCUCUGGCGAUUUCAAAAACACCGUCGACAAGGAGGUUGAAGGCACACGCAAGGCCGUGCGCAAUCUCCAUGAAGUGCUCGGCCUGGUGGACACUGACCCAUCAGCCACAUCGGGCAAGGGUGACCCAUUUUUGCAGCGUCUGAACGUCGAUCGCCAGAUUGAGAAACAGAUUGAGGAAGAGAAUUACUUGCACCGGGCAUACCUGAACUUGGAAAAUUCGGGUCGCGAACUCGAGUCCAUCGUUGUGAGCGAGAUCCAAAAGGCCUACAACGCUUACGCAAUCAUCCUGAAGAAAGAAGCGGACGAGGCGUAUGACACUGUCGAGAAGCUCCGUGCUGGCCCAAUCUCUAUGCCCCAGGAUCACGAGUGGAACGCCUUCGUUGCCACCAGCUCCGAACUUGUCGACCCGCGCAUUCCUCUGCGUAAUGUUGACAGUGUCACGUACGAUGGCAUCGAUCAUCCUGCCGCGGCCGAGGUUCGGGCGGGCAUGCUCGAGCGCAAGAGCAAAUAUCUGAAGAGUUACACUCCGGGAUGGUACGUGCUGUCGCCGACUCACUUGCACGAAUUCAAGUCGGCCGACCGAGUCGCCUUCCAGACCCCGGUCAUGUCGCUCUAUUUGCCUGAGCAGAAGGUCGGUACUCACUCAGAAGAAAAUUCGAGCUCCCACAAAUUCCUGCUGAAAGGGCGUCAAACUGGUGCGAUGCAUCGCGGUCACUCCUGGGUGUUCCGGGCUGAAUCGCACGAGACCAUGAUGGAAUGGUACCAUGACAUUGCCAAGCUGUGUAACUCGACCGGCGAGGCUCGAAACGCGUUUGUGCGCCAGCAUGUGCGCAGUGUGAGCGGUCGUUCCACCCACAGUGAUGUGAUGGAAGAUGAUGAAGCCGAUCAGACUCCCUAUUCAGCCGGGUCGGUUGUCUUGGCUCAAGAGCGACCCACCUCCGCCACCCGCCAGCCCGGCGGAGCCUUCCCGAGUGACGUCCAGAUCGAUCGACAACUUGCUGCUCCAAUGUCCCCUUCCAGUGAAAACAGCUCGAACGGCCGAGAUAUGAUCGCCGCUGCUACGGGAUUGCCAGAUGGCACCGGCGAAGCGGGACCUGCUCGUUACUAUGGCGCUGGCGAGCCCGAAUUGGCCACGUCUGACGCCCGGGAGAUCGAUGACGGCUCCACCCGGGUGGAUCCAUCGCGCUCCCAGAUGAAUCGCCAGGACUACACCCGCCACGGCAGCUACUAUGGUGACUGGAUGGGGCCGGCGGCCAUUCUUGCGGUGCAGCAACAAAAUCAACAAAAGCAAGCGGCCGAGCCCGAAGUGAGCGACUACCAAGAGCGGCCUGAAGAGCAGAAGGCCGUCGAGGGUUCCGGUGGUAUCUAUCAGGCAGGCGAACACCACGAUACCAGCGACCGUUACGACAUGAAUGAUCGUUAUGACCCAAUCGAUCACCAGGACGCUCCCGCUUCUGGACAGAGAGUUCGGCCGGAGAGCGUUUCGACUGUGCCGACCAACACCAACGGCACCGACUACACCUACAACACCAUGGCUACCUCGAUUGAUGAAUCUCCCGAACUGGGUCCCAAGGGUACUGCCGUAGCUAGUAGUUCGACUCCUACUGCGGCUAUUCCGCUUCCCAUUCGCAACUUGGAGCAAGAGUCUCCCGCAAGCAAGCCCGACUCCGCCAACAUGGGUCAGCCGACGCGCGCGCCUCUUGUACAGCUUGAUAGCGUCCUGUCUAUUGACCAGAAGAUUCCCGGUCGCUAUCCCCCUACCAACGUGGCGGCCUAA